Molecule: messenger RNA, 3168 nt
Organism: Cannabis sativa
Lineage: Eukaryota; Viridiplantae; Streptophyta; Magnoliopsida; Rosales; Cannabaceae
Product: receptor-like serine/threonine-protein kinase ALE2
Exons: 9
Coding region: 537-2870 (777 amino acids)
Biological process (GO): protein phosphorylation
Molecular function (GO): ATP binding; protein kinase activity
Source: RefSeq, a predicted model, not a curated record
AUUUUUUGAUGAUGAUGAUGAUGAUGAUGAUGGUGAAGAAGAUCAUCAUUCAUAUUAAUAUUAAAGCUUUGAGCUUCAUAGUCAUAUUAGCACCACAAGCAUUAAAGUCUUCAACUUUCUCUCACCCCACUACUCUCUCUCUCUUUCUCUACUUUCUCUCUCCUACCACUCCAAGAUCUCACCUUUCUGCUUCAAACUUCACUCUUUCUCUCUCUCUCUAGAACUCACCUCACAUUUUUCUUUUAACAAAGCAUUUGAGUAUGUCUCGGCUUUGAUAGAUCUUCAACCGCAUUUUAUGGAUCUGCAACCCCAAUUACCCGCAUUGCUGUCUUCUUCUUCAUACUCUCUCUCCUAGGGUUUUUCUUCUUCUUCUUCUUGGGUUUAAUGAGUUUGUAGUAGUAGUGGGAAGUAGUGAGUUUCUGUGAAACCAGCUGGGGGAGCUUGUUGUCGGCCAAUGCUUGACCGGAAACCUAGAAAUCUCCAGCUCGGUGCUGUUUGACAAUGGUUUGCGGCAAUUUGGGUUUUGUCAGAGAAAAAUGCGAACUUUAAUUCUGCUUCUCUGUGUUGUUCUUCUUCCUCAUCUUCCUCCUUCCUCAGGGCAUUCUUUACUGCACAUAUACCUGUCUCCUGUUCAAUUUACACACCGAUUAUUAUCAUCAAAAGAAUUCUCAAUUGACCAUGCAAGGUCAAUUUUGAUGAGUUUGUCUUUUGGGUCAUCAAAGUUUUCCAAGACAAAGUUGCUCAAACACUCUUUGGCACCUUCUAUUGCUCCUGCACCUUCUCCAAUUUAUCAAGGUCCUACUGGUUCUAUCUCCCCUAGGCAUGGUGGUCAUCAUCGACAUCGACAUCAUGGAAGGGCCCAUGCUGUUGCUCCAGCUCCGUCAAAAGACCAAGCAGGCUGUGGUCAAAUCUGUGUGGAGCCACUUACUGCCACCCCCUUUGGUUCGCCGUGUGGAUGUGUGUUUCCAAUGAAAGUCAGACUUCUACUAGAUGUUGCUCCUUUUGCUGUUUUUCCCGUAAUGAAUGAGCUAGAGAUUGAGGUUGCUGCAGGCACAUACUUGGAGCAAAGUCAAGUGAAAAUAAUGGGUGCUAGUGCUGAUAGCCAAAAUCAAGGAAUGACAGUAGUGGACAUUAACUUAGUUCCACUAGGAGAGAAGUUCGAUAAUACCACAGCAAUACUAACAUAUCAGCGAUUUCGACAUAAAAAAGUGCCUUUAAACAUGACUCUUUUUGGUAAUUAUGAUGUCGUGUACAUUAGUUAUCCAGGGAUUCCUUCCUCUCCACCAUAUGGAGGUUUCACUGGUAACGGUCCAGCUGAAAGUGUUGGAAAUCUACCUAUUACCGCCAAUUUUGGGAAUAAGAAUCAGAAAAUGAAUGUUCGAACCAUUGCCAUUAUAGCUUUGUCUGCAUUUGUGCUCCUAAUGGUUCUACUUGGAGCAAUCUCUGUGUUUAUUAAAUGGAGAAAAGUUAGAAAACCUUCGAACGCUGUUGGUCCUGCCUUUACCUCAUCCAUUCAUAAAAGAUCAGGUAUAGGGUCAAUUUUGUCGAGUAGUAUUGCAAGCUCCACUUCGGUGUCCCUGAUGUCAAAUAUGGCGCCCAGCAUCCUCUCAGUUAGAACAUUUUCACUUUCUGAGAUCGAAAAGGCAACAGAGAAGUUCAGUUCAAAACGAAUUUUAGGAGAAGGAGGAUUUGGACGUGUUUACAGUGGGCUUAUGGAGGAUGGAACUCAAGCUGCAGUAAAGUUGCUUACAAGGGAUAACCAAAAUGGAGAUCGUGAAUUUAUUGCGGAAGUUGAGAUGCUAAGCCGAUUGCAUCAUCGUAACCUUGUCAAACUUGUUGGCAUAUGCAUUGAAGGGCGAAGACGUUGCUUGGUGUAUGAACUUGUUCCUAAUGGCAGUGUUGAGUCCCACUUGCAUGGUAUUGACAAGACAAAGGGGCCUCUUGACUGGGAUGCAAGGAUGAAGAUUGCCCUUGGUGCAGCAAGAGGAUUAGCUUAUCUCCAUGAAGACUCAAACCCUCGUGUCAUUCACCGAGAUUUCAAAGCUAGUAAUGUUUUGUUGGAAGAUGACUUCACCCCCAAAGUUUCAGAUUUCGGGUUGGCAAGGGAAGCCACAGAAGGAAGUCAGCAUAUUUCUACUCGAGUUAUGGGAACUUUCGGGUAUGUUGCACCAGAAUAUGCAAUGACAGGUCACCUACUUGUCAAGAGCGAUGUUUAUAGUUACGGAGUUGUGCUGCUGGAACUUCUCUCAGGACGGAAACCUGUUGAUAUGUCCCAACCUCAGGGACAGGAGAAUUUAGUGACUUGGGCUCGGCCUCUAUUGGCUAACAGGGAAGGUUUGGAGCAAUUAGUGGAUCCUACUUUAGUUGGAUGCUGUGACUUCGAUGACAUAGCUAAAGUGGCAGCUAUCGCCUCCAUGUGCGUUCACCCUGAGGUGACUCACAGACCAUUUAUGGGCGAAGUUGUGCAAGCUUUAAAGUUGAUAUACAACGACACUGAUGAGACUUGCGGAGACUGCUGUAGUCAAAAGGAGUCUUCUGUUCCAGACUCAGACUUCAAAGGCGAUCUUGCAGUUUCCGAUAGUAGCUGGUGGAAUGCAGGAGCAAUAAGCCCCCGAUUAACUUUCGGGCAAGCUUCUUCCUUCAUAACAAUGGAGUACAGCUCGGGCCAACUUGAAGAAAUGGAUAACAGACCAUUUUCAACCUCGAGUUUGAUUGGUGACGAAACAUCUCUCCCAAUUAGACAUGGGAACAGGUCAGGACCCUUGAGAACAAUUCGAAGCAAACCAGCUUUCUAUAGACUAACAGGAAGUAGGAGCGAGCACGGUGCCUUCCUUCCAAAACGCGAUUGGAACGAUGGUAAUUGGGUAUGAUCAUUUGAGGUUUCUUUCAUUUUCAUUUUCAUUAAAAAUGUACAGUUCCUUGAAAGACCUGGGCUUUAUCAGUUAUAAGCCGUCGGUGUAGUUUAGGAGUUCGGAUUUUCCUUGGUUCCCCUUUUGUUUGGCGGCGAAAAUGUGAGAAAAAGAAAGGAAAAAGAGAGAACCUUGGCUUCUUCUAAUUUUGGAUAUUCUUGAUUCAUUACCAUACAAGUUGGAGAUUUGUAAGUGUAAUACUCCUCUUCUGUAUUGUAUAUCACUCAAAUUUUAUAAUUCUUAUUAUUAUGGUUCUCAA